AUGUCAGCGGUGGCCGUUGGGGGAGGAGGCUCCUCCUGUUUAGGUGCAGCAGCGGCCGCCAGUUGCAGCUCCGCCGCCGGCUCUUCGUACGCCGCGGGAGCCGGGGGAGGCGCCGGGGUGGCCGGGAGGCUGCCGGCCCGCGUCCUGGAGCACGUCUUCUCCUAUCUCGAGCUGUCCGACCUGAUCCAGUGUUCGCUGGUCUGCUGGCACUGGAAUAACAUCCUGGCGGACGAGAACAGCGAGGUGUGGCGCAGCCUGGCUAGCCGGACUCUGAGCGACGAGGCACUGCGGUCUGACAUCCUGUGCAACCUGCUCUCAUUCAAAGGGAAACUCAAGGCCUUCCAACACGCUCUGAGCUCCCACGACUGCUCCCGCAACGUUUACGUGAAGAAGAACGGCUUCACCCUGCACCGGAACCCCAUCGCCCAGAGCACAGAUGGGGCCCGUGGCAAGAUCGGCUUCUCAGAAGGGCGGCACGCCUGGGAGAUCUGGUGGGAAGGCCCCCUCGGCACGGUGGCGGUGAUAGGGAUCGCCACAAAGCGGGCAGCAAUGCAGUGCCAGGGCUAUGUGGCCCUGCUGGGCAGCGAUGACCAGAGCUGGGGCUGGAACCUGGUCGACAAUAACUUGCUUCACAACGGGGAGGUCAACGGAAAUUUCCCACAGUGCAACAAUGCACCCAAAUAUCAGAUCGGGGAGAGAAUACGAGUGAUCUUAGACAUGGAUGACAAGACUCUAGCCUUUGAGAGGGGCUUUGAAUUCCUUGGAGUUGCGUUCCGUGGAUUGCCCAAAACCUGCCUGUUCCCCGCUGUCUCUGCAGUGUAUGGCAACACUGAAGUCACCAUGGUGUAUCUGGGGAAACCUCUGGAUGGUUAA
Molecule: messenger RNA, 873 nt
Organism: Menidia menidia (Atlantic silverside)
Lineage: Eukaryota; Metazoa; Chordata; Actinopteri; Atheriniformes; Atherinopsidae
Source: the annotation of a GenBank genome assembly